AUGUCGUCCUCAGCGCAGCGGGCGCUGGACUACCUCGAACAGCAACCGGGCACCACCUUCACCAAACUCUACCAGCAGCCGUCGACCGCCCUCGCCAUCUUCCGCCGCAUGCUGCCUCACCUCGCCAAAACCCUCGUCAUGGCCAUGCUAUAUUUACCGGCGCCCUUCCCCGCCGCGGACCUGGAAGCGUGGGUCAAGCCCGCGACGAAGAGCAACCAGGCGAAAGAGCAGGCGCGCAGCACGUUGCAGCGGUUGAGGAUUCUGUUCGAGGAGAGCAAUCCCGCGGAUGGGGGGCGGACGGCGUAUCGACUGUCUCCUGCAUUUGCGAAGAGUCUGCGGCAGGCGUUGACGGGGGGCGGGAGUCACAGCUCGUUCGGCGUGGCGUGUUCGACGCCGGAUAAGACGCCCGUGACGGUCGAGUACCUGGAUGCGUUUGCGCGGCGGCAGUGGGAGGCGAUAUUGUAUUAUGUCGUGGGCAGUGCGAAUGCGAGUUUGAGCGGUGAGGUGGAGAUCACGCCCGGGACGAAGAAGUUGUUGCAGGAUGGGGGGUAUGUGGUUUUGAGGGGUGGGGGGAGGCAGAGGGUGAUUACGACGGAGGGGUUUACGUUCUUGCUGCAGGAGAGCAAUGCGCAGGUGUGGAGUUUGUUGUGUUUGUAUUUGGAUCAGUGUCCCGCGCUCCAAAUGGACCCGGUGGACGUCUUGUCCUUCCUCUUCACCCUGGGAUCCCUCGAACUCGGCGUCUCAUACAGCAGCUCCAACCUCACGCCCACCCAACUCCGCAUGCUGGAAGACCUCACCGACUUCGGCAUCGUCUACCGCCGCUCCGGAGACUCUUCUCGCUACUACCCAACCCGCCUCGCCACAACCCUCACCUCAGACAGCCCCGCCCUCACCAACAGCACCGCCAUGACGACGACCAUCACCGCCCCAACCUCCUCCCUCGCCGAAACCGCCACCUCGAAAGGCUACAUCAUCCUCGAAACCAACUACCGCCUCUACGCCUACACCUCCUCCCCGCUCCUCAUCUCCAUCCUCUCUCUCUUCGCCCACCUCCACACGCGCUACCCCAACCUCAUCACGGCCAAACUCACCAAACCCUCCAUCCAAUCCGCCAUCACCUUGGGAAUCACCUCGAACCAAAUCAUCGACUACCUCACCUCCCACGCCCACCCGGUCCUCCACCGCCCACACACCCCGAUCCUCCCCCCCACCGUCGUCGACCAAAUCCGCCUCUGGCAAAUGGAAGGCGAGCGUAUGGAAAGCGUCAAGGGCUACCUAAUCCGCGACGUCGGCAGCAUGGAAGAUUACGACAAGGCGGUGAAAUUUGCAAGGGAUUUGAAUGUGUUGGUGAAGGAGUUUCGGGGGAGGGGGAGUUUUUUCGUCACGAGGAUGGAUCAGAUGGGGUUGUAUUUUAAGGAGGCGGCGGCGAGGAAGAAGGCUGCUAAGGAGAUGGCCGAGGCGAGGGCUGUUGCUGCUGCUGGGAAGAGUUGA
This is a messenger RNA of Zasmidium cellare ATCC 36951, 1491 nucleotides long. RefSeq lists its product as uncharacterized. Lineage: Eukaryota; Fungi; Ascomycota; Dothideomycetes; Mycosphaerellales; Mycosphaerellaceae. The record is from RefSeq and is a predicted model, not a curated record. Gene Ontology annotation, cellular component: transcription factor TFIIH core complex; transcription factor TFIIH holo complex. The transcript has 2 exons. Gene Ontology annotation, biological process: nucleotide-excision repair. Gene Ontology annotation, molecular function: ATPase activator activity; double-stranded DNA binding. Bases 1 to 1491 code for a protein of 496 amino acids.